This is a messenger RNA of Lepisosteus oculatus (spotted gar), 3348 nucleotides long. Lineage: Eukaryota; Metazoa; Chordata; Actinopteri; Semionotiformes; Lepisosteidae. The record is from RefSeq and is a predicted model, not a curated record.
UCCAAAGAUGGCUGCGCACAUAAUGCUGCCCAAAGUAACAAGCAUGAUAUCAAACAUUAAAUAUUUGUGUGCACUGAAGAGUAUUAGGAGGUCUUUAGGUUUGUCGUCCACAACAGGAACCACGGAAUUCACGUCCAGGAGAGUUCGUAACAUGUUUACGGAGUUUUUUAAAGAGCGAUACGGCCACCGAGUGGUCCCAUCCGCACCGGUCCGACCAAGAGGAGAUCCCAGCCUCCUGUUUGUCAAUGCGGGCAUGAACCAGUUUAAGCCUGUCUUCCUGGGCACCGUGGACCCUCGUAGUGAGAUGGCGCGGUACCGGCGCGUGGUGAACAGUCAGAAGUGUGUGCGUGCUGGCGGCAAACACAACGACCUGGAGGAUGUGGGCAGAGAUGUGUACCACCACACCUUCUUCGAGAUGCUGGGGAACUGGUCCUUUGGAGACUACUUCAAGGAGGAGGCCUGUGCCAUGGCCUGGCAGCUUCUGACGGACGUCUAUGGGAUCCCCAAAGACCGUCUCUACAUAACGCACUUUGGCGGAGACCCUGCUCUGCCCCUGGCUGCGGACCAGGAGACCCGAGAGAUCUGGCUGGGAUUGGGAGUCCAGCCAGAUCACAUCCUCCCAUUCGGGCUGAAGGACAAUUUUUGGGAGAUGGGGGAGACGGGACCGGAAGCGGAUGGCAGCCUGCGCCCUCUGCCUCAGUUCAGCGUGGACACUGGGAUGGGUCUGGAGCGGCUGCUCACCGUCCUGCAGGGCAAGCGCUCUAACUAUGACACUGACCUCUUCACCCCUCUGCUUGCUGCCAUUCAGGAGUGCUCCCAGGGCCCAGGGUACCGUGGACGGACUGGGGAGGCCGACGUGGGUGGAGUCGACAUUGCCUAUCGGGUGCUGGCCGAUCACAUCCGCACACUGGCGGUCUGCAUCGCUGACGGAGUCUAUCCUGGCAUGUCCGGAGCCGAGCUGGUGCUGCGGAGGAUCCUGCGCCGCGCUGUCCGCUUCUCCGCUGAGGUUCUGCAGGCUCCUCCAGGGGCCCUGGCCAGUCUUGUGCCCACUGUGGUGCAGGUGUUGGGGGAAGCCUAUCCAGAACUGAUCACAGAAACAGAGAGGAUCAAGGAUAUAAUUAAUGACAAUGAGGCCCAGUUCCUGUCCUCUCUGAGGCAGGGGAGGCGUGUUAUCGACAGGACGCUGCAGAAGAUGGAGAACAGCAAGGUGUUCCCAGGGUCUGUGGCCUGGUCUUUACAUCGCAAUUUGGGCUUCCCCCUGGACCUGAUUGGUUUGAUGGUGGAGGAGAGGGGUGUCUCUAUGGAAACAGAUGUACUGGAUAAAUUCGCUUCAGAAAAAGCAAAGCUCUCCGCCCAGGCCCGCCCUUCGGAAAGGGAGAGCCGCACAGCUCUGGAUGUACGCUGCCUGUCCGAGCUCAAGCAGAAAGGGGUUCCAGCCACAGAUGACUCCCUUAAGUAUGCCUACACCCUUGGACAGGAUGGCAGAUACGUGUUCCCCCCUUGCCAGGCCACAGUUCUGGAAUUGUACUGUGGGAUGGCCCUGGUGGAGGAGGUGCCAGAGGGCCAGCAGUGUGGCGUCAUUCUCGACCGAACCUAUUUCUACGCAGAACAGGGGGGGCAGGCUGCUGACCAGGGCUAUUUCACUCGAGAUGGACUACAGGAUGUCCUGUUCCCUGUGGAGGAUGUGUGGCUGGCAGGAGGGUACGUGGUCCAUGAAGUGACCACAGCAGAGACCCUGAGAAGGGGGGACCAGGUGCAGCUCUUUGUGGAUGAGGCUCUGCGGCUGGCCUGCAUGGUGAAGCACACGGCCACCCACAUCCUGAACUUCGCCCUGCGGCAGGUCCUUGGGGAGGGCGUGGAACAAAGGGGGUCUCACGUCACCCCUGACAGGCUGCGCUUCGACUUCAGCGUCAAGGAAGCGCUGAGCACACAGCAGCUACAGCAGGUGGAGUACACUGUGCUGGAUGUCAUUUGGAGUGACGACUGGGUCCACACUGAGGAGCUCCCACUGGGUCUGGCCAAGGGACUCCCAGGGCUGAGAACAGUGGAUGAGAUGUAUCCGGACCCUGUGAGAGUGGUGUCAGUGCGGGUCCCACCCAGAGAGCUGCUGGAGUCUCCCUCCUGCCCUCAGACCUCUGUGGAGCUGUGCUGUGGAACACACUUGCAGAGGACGGGAGAGAUCAAGGACUUGGUCAUCGUGGCUGAGAGGCAGCUGGUGAAGGGAAUCAGCCGGAUUGUUGCCGUCACAGGGGAGGAGGCCAGAGAGGCUCGAGAGGCGGCGCGCCCCCUGGCGCAGGAAGUGGAGUCACUGUCGGCGCGGCUGGGUGCGGCCAGCCCCUCCCUCUCCUCUGCGCACAGACUGUCCAAGGAAGUGGGCCAGCUGACCGACGUGCGUAGCUUCCCUGCUCUUCACAAAGGAAGACCUGAAAGGGAUUAUGCAGCUGCCAAGAAGGUGCAGGCUCUGUUGAAAAGACACACAGACAAGAGGCUGGUGGUGGACACUGUGGAUACAGACUCAAUCUCUGUUGUGAUGAAGACGGUCAAUCAGUACAGUGACCAGUCGCCAGGGGCAUCCGUGAUGCUGCUGUCCCACCUGCCAUCGGGGAGGGUGCUGUGUGCCUGCCAGGUUCCCAAGGGCUCCCGAUCUCUCUCUGCUUCCGAAUGGGCUCUGGCUGUCUGUACCCGGCUUGGUGGCAAUGCAGGGGGCUCUGCCACUGUGGCCAAGGGCACAGGAACUGCCCAGGAUAUUGGAGAGGCUCUAAGAUGGGCUCAACAGUUUGCACAGAGCAAGGCUGCACACUGAGCUCACUGUGACCUGCAGCAAUGACUGUGGCAGACUGUAAUAUUGGGAACUGGCAGGCUCCAGUGUGUUGGCUUUUUUAUAGGAUUAUGUUGGAUUUAUGGGAUGAGCAAAAACACUUUUCAUAAUGAUAUGAUCCUAUAACCUGUUGCUGUGUACAGUUUUUUGUAUGCAAGUUCCAGCAUGCAGCUAGAAAAUCCACAUUAAGAAUUUGGAGUAAUUGCAUUUACUGGAAAUAUUCAUGAGGCUUUUUUUUUUCUGAAGCCCCCCACACAAUAGUUUGUGAUGUCAAUGUAGCACUUGUGACGAAACAACGGUUGUUCUUAAACUGAACAGGAACUCACUUGUAUGCCCGAUGUUACCUUGUCUGGCCAGAGGCCACGGUGCUCCAGAAUGUGCAGUUACCCCAAGGGCUGAAUGAACAGGGAGGUUUCCACCACUUCUUCAGAUUCAGCCACUCAAAGCGACUUUCUUUGUAUUGUGAUAUCAAAUUGACAUUAUUCAUAAAGAUCUUGAGGGGCCGCGAUGUGCUUUCAUGGUCCGUACAA